Molecule: messenger RNA, 971 nt
Organism: Linum trigynum
Lineage: Eukaryota; Viridiplantae; Streptophyta; Magnoliopsida; Malpighiales; Linaceae
Source: the annotation of a GenBank genome assembly
AGGGAAGACUAACACACAUGGCGAACUACAUGGGCUUAACACCCAUUAGGCUAAGUGAACAUAAUCACCACAAUAAACACCCUAUACACAUACGUGACGCAUGCAUGCAGCAGUAUGCUCAACAGCCUCCCCCAAAUUGAUGUCGGUCACGAAGCAUCAAUUUGCCAGAAAGGUACAAAUGACGACUAGUAGUAAAAGACUUGGUUAAGAUGUCAGCAAUCUAGUCCUCAAAAGGAAGAUACUACAAGCCAAUCACCCCAUUAUGAACAAGUUCACGAAUGUAGUGGAUGUGGACUUCAAUGUGUUUGGUGCGGUCAUGGAGAACAGGAAUUGUGGCGAUCUGGAUGGCACUGGUGUUGUUAACCUGGAGCACCAUAGGAGAAGGACAGGAGACGCCAUGCUCAAGGAGAAGGCGCUAGAGCCACUCGAGUUCAGAACCAACAUAGGACAUAGCAUGGUAUUCUGCCUCGGUGGAGGACUUGGACACCUUAUCUUGCUUCUUACACCGCCAUGAUAUGAAAGCAUCACCCAACUGGACACAUCAUCUAGUCAUGGAGCGUCGAGUAUCAGAACAACCUGCAUUGUCAUAAUCAGAAUAAGCUCGUAAACGCAAAUCACUAGAGGAAGGAAGAAAUAACCCGACGUCUCGAGUGCCCUAUAGAUAUCGCAAAAUGCUAUGGACUGCAUCCAAAUGAUCCACUCGGGGAGCCGACAUGUAUUGACUAACGACUUGGACCGCAUACGCAAUAUCAUGACGCGUAGCCACCAAAUAAAUUAUACUCCCAACAACUCUCCAGUAAGAAGCAGCGUCGUCGAGCAAAUCACCUGAGUCCCUGUGUAGCUUCAAAUUGAGUUCAGCAGGCAUUUUCACCGGUUUACAGUCACCAAAUUGAUGUUCUUCAAGAAUUUCAUGAAUAUAUUUCUGUUGGCACAUGAGAAUCCCAUGAGAAGAAUGAAAAUUUCAAGGCCAA